Molecule: messenger RNA, 1074 nt
Organism: Myzus persicae (green peach aphid)
Lineage: Eukaryota; Metazoa; Arthropoda; Insecta; Hemiptera; Aphididae
Exons: 6
Coding region: 51-605 (184 amino acids)
Source: RefSeq, a predicted model, not a curated record
AUCAUUUAACGUCGUCAUUAUUUCUAAUUUUUUUGUUCGUAAUUUCAAGUAUGGUAAGACAUAUUAUUAUGCUAGCUAUAUGUAUUAUGUUUUAUAUUAUUGGAAAUGCAAUGGCACUUACGCCAGCGGAACGUAAAGCACAAUUUCAAUGUGUGCUUAGAUGCUAUAGGCAAUUUUAUAACUAUGGACUUCUGAUGAGAAAUACUGGAGAGCUCGGGCUUUCAAUUGGUAGACGAGAAAGCUUUGAUGCUUUAUUGGAGAGAUUCUAUCGAGUACUUACCGAAGAGUUUGAUGUGAAUAUGGAAACUGUAAUGAACGAAAUCAAUGAAGCUUAUGCAUCUGAUGAGGAUUACCGAAUAUUUAAAUCAAAAUUCUGUAAGUAUACACUUCUAAUGAUUCAUAGGUUUUUAUUUAAAGUUUAUGUAAUGAAUACUUUGCUUUUUAUGACUAAAUAUAUUACCUUAGAGAAUACAAAUAUAGAUAUGCAUUACUUAUAUAGGCAAAUAUGUAUCGAUGAUAAUCGGCCAUCACAGAGUAAAUUUAUAAUAGAAAUAUUAUAUUAUUUUAUUCAACACUUCGAAGAUAACUUUAUACAAUGUAUAUAAUUAUAACUCAGCUUCUGGGGAAAGAAUGCUAACUCACCAUGACAUAAUAUAAAACAAAUUGUAUUAUUAUUGUAUUUCUUAGAAAAAUAACAAUCAUAAGUACUGUUAAUUAUAGAAUUAAAAAGGGUGUAGGUAAAAGAAAUUACAUCUUUAAAAAAGUAUUAUAUACAAAAUUUAUUUAAAAAAAAUAUUUGUUUACCGAAAUUAUAUGCGGUUGUGAAAAAGUCAAUGUUGAGUUUCGUGGCUAAUGUCUUAUAUCCUAAUCAUAUUAUGUUUAUAUAAGGCCAGAAUAUUAUUCAUCAUAUUUUUGAGACAUUUGGUGGCCAUUGUUAUUUUGACAUAUUAUGCAUUGAGUUUGAUUUGAAUAUUGAUAAGUUAUUUAAAAUUGAGAUAAUUUUAAAUUUAAAUAAUAUUAUAUAUUUGUAUGUUGGUAUUGCGUUCCUACACAAGUGAUUAUAUUAAAAUAGAA